GUGGCUGUAGCGGUUCUGGUGCCGCCGCUCCUGACGCCUAUCCGCGCCAUCUCGGUUCAUCGUCAUCACCAUCUUCUGGUCCCGGGACAACAAUGUCCUCGCCUCGCUGCCCCUGCAGUACAGCCAGCAGCAGUACCAGCGCCAGGACAUGGAGCUGGUGGUGGCCCUGUCGGUGACGUUGGGCUUGUUCGCCGUGGAGCUGGCCGGCUUCCUGUCCGGGGUGUCCAUGUUCAACAACACGCAGAGUCUGCUCUCACUGGCCGCUCACUGCAGCGCCUCCAUCUGUCUCUCCUUCUUUGUCUUGGAGCGCUGGGAGAGCGCCACCUACUGGUACAUCCUGGCCUUCUGCAGCGCCCUGCCCGCUGCCUUCGAGAUCCUGCUCUUUGUGUCCGUCUUCGGGUUCAAGAGGAAGCCCCUGUGAGCUGGAGCCGGGGCCCCUGGGA
Molecule: messenger RNA, 443 nt
Organism: Chelonoidis abingdonii (Abingdon island giant tortoise)
Lineage: Eukaryota; Metazoa; Chordata; Testudines; Testudinidae
Source: RefSeq, a predicted model, not a curated record